Striga asiatica is the source of this 2590-nucleotide messenger RNA. NCBI's taxonomy places the organism in Eukaryota, Viridiplantae, Streptophyta, Magnoliopsida, Lamiales, Orobanchaceae. The record is from the annotation of a GenBank genome assembly.
AAGUAGACUAAUAUUAUUUUUCUUUGGCCACCGUACAAUAUAUAUAUAUACAGCACAAAAAGUACACACACAAACAAAACAGAGCAACGGCUCACCGUCCAUGGCCUCUGCCAUCCCCUUCUUUCUCUCUCUACGCCCAUAAUUCUCUCUCUCUCCUCUCCAUUUUCUCCACAAUUCCGUUGACCGGAGAAAAAGAUUUCCCCAACCCCUAUGUGUAUUUUCCGACCAAUGUCUAGCGGCGGAAGUACCAGUCCCUCCAGCGCAACCGCCACCGCCACGGUCGUCAACGGCGGCGCCUGCGCCCACCAACGCCGCCGCGUCGCCGAAUCGGCUGCCGACCUCUCGGAGAUGGAGAAGCCUGCCGACCACGCGCCGGCCGUCCUGGACCACUCCAAGAGCGACGUGGACGAGGAGGCGCUUUCGAUGUUCGGUGCUGCCGCAGGAAAUUGCAGCGGCGGCGGCGCGUAUGUGUACGGCUCCUUGAACCACCACCACCACCAUCCGGUGAUUAGGUACUUCCUGUCGCGCAAGAGGCUGCCGGAGAAUUGGGCCAUCGGCGCGUGGGGUGCCCUGAGCUCGAGGAAAAACAUUGGCCGCACGGUCUUUGUGUUCCUCCUGGCGUUGGUGGCCGUAUCGGCGUUUCUGAAGUUAUCGUUCUCGAUCGGCGGCGGAGCCGGCGGGAGGGACGCGACGGCAGAGAAAGAGGUCUUUUUUGUUCAGAAUUUCAAUAAAGAUUCGAUUUUUAAUGCUCAGAAGGCGGUUUUGGACUCCGAGUCGUCGCCCGGCGGCGGCGCCGUGCAAAAGCGGCAGAUGAAGGAGUUUCCGGUCCCAGAAAUAUGGAUGAAGCCCAAUAGUGAUAACUUUUACCAAUGCAUAGCCAGACCAAGGAAUUACAAGAGGACUCAGAGGACAACAAAUGGAUACAUCCUAAUUCACGCAAACGGAGGAUUGAAUCAGAUGAGAACAGGAAUAUGUGACAUGGUUGCUGUAGCCAAGAUUAUGAACGCCACUCUCGUUCUUCCUUCGCUCGAUCACCAGAGCUUUUGGACAGAUCCUAGCGAUUUUAAGGAUAUUUUCGACUGGAGGCAUUUUAUUGAGGUGUUGAAAGAUGACAUCGAUAUAGUCGACGAGCUGCCCAAGAAGUAUGCAUCAGUUAAGCCCCUGAUCAAAGCACCUGUUUCUUGGUCUAAGGCUAGUUAUUACAGAAAGGAGAUUCUCCCUUUGCUAAAGAAGCACAAGGUUAUCAUGUUCACACACACCGACUCGCGGCUCGUGAACAAUGGCUUAGCCUCGUCUAUACAAAAACUGAGGUGCCGCGCGAAUUAUGAGGCCCUUCGCUACACGCCCGAAAUCGAGGACCUCGGCAAGAAACUCGUCGAGAGGCUUCGGGACGAGGGAGAACCUUACAUUGCCCUUCACUUGAGGUACGAAAAGGACAUGCUCGCAUUCACAGGUUGCAAUCACAACCUAACCGCAGACGAAGCAAACGAGCUUCGUGUGAUGAGAUACAAUGUGAAGCAUUGGAAAGAAAAAGAGAUCGACAGUAAGGAAAAACGACUCGAAGGAGGUUGCCCAAUGUCUCCACGAGAGGCCGCUCUAUUUCUCAAGUCUAUGGGUUACCCUUCAUCGACCCGUAUAUACAUUGUGGCCGGCGAGAUUUACGGCAAAAAUAGCAUGGAUGCUCUAAAAACCGAGUACCCGAACGUUUUUUCCCACUCGACACUUGCCACGGAUGAGGAACUUAAGCCCUUUAGCUCGUACCAAAACCGGCUAGCGGCACUUGAUUACAUCAUCGCCCUUGAGAGUGAUGCGUUUGUGUACACGUAUGAUGGGAAUAUGGCGAAAGCCGUGCAGGGCCACAGGAGAUUCGAAGGGUUUAGACGGACCAUAAAUCCCGACAGGUUAAGUUUUGUGAGGCUUAUUGAUUCGUUUGAUGAGGGGGGGCUCACAUGGGAGGAAUUUGCGUCGGAGGUUAAGAGAGUGCAUUCGGACAGAAUCGGGGCGCCUUAUUUCAGACAACCCGGGCAACUUCCGAGGUUGGAAGAGAAUUUCUACGCGAAUCCUUUCCCAGGUUGUGUUUGCAACAGGUCACAAGAGCAGAACAAGAGGAAGCAGUUGGAUCAGAGGCUGAGAAUCGCUUCACAAUGACAGAUACUUUUUUCUUUUUUUUCGUUACAUUUUUUUGUUCGUUUUUCGUUAGAAAAAGGGGGAGAAAAAUAAGAAAGAAGAUAAGAUUUUUGUAUAGUACACGAUGAAAUACGAAUUGGGAGCGACGACGAAUUUUUUUCGCCAUUUGCAUGAUAUAGCAAGAGAAAAAAAGGGUCACAUUCAAAUAUAGGUACAUUUUGAGAUGUGAUCUUUGUAUGUAAAUCCUUGUUAUGGUUUAUGAUGGGUGAGGAUAUAUAUAUAUACACACACACCUGGGGUUUGUGAGCUGAGAAAGCUGGGUUUGGUAGGGGCGUAUAUAUACCACAGUUUGGUACAGGGAAACUGCAGAUUUAUUCAAUUUAUUGUUUUUCAUAAUUUUUUCUCCCUUUUUGUCUUACUGUUGGCUGCAUAUUUAUGGUAAGAUGAUGAUUUAACAAGCAAA